UGUUUUGGUAGAGUCUAUUUCCCGCCACGUGAAAUGCCUCCUAGACGAUCUUCCAGACAAGUCAGUAAAGAAUCUGAAGACGAAGAUGGACAGAGCAUACAGCAGCACAAAAAGAAAGAAAACAGCCAGUGGAUUUGUUUCAUCAAUAAUGAUGCAUUAGAAAUUGAUCCCAAUAAUGAAAACAAGACAACGUUCUGUAAACUCCGACAUCCUAAAACAGACAGGAGUGCAAUGUUUCUUUUUUGCAAUGGUGAUAAAGAUGUGUUUGAGGUCUCUGUUUUCUCAGAAGACUGUCGAUCCUGGUUAAUCGACAACACUGUCCAACAAGAUGGAAGUCUACACAUUACAACUCCUAUAGAUCCUCUGUUUCUUAUUCUUCCUUACAUCCUCAAAGUUAAAGAGCGUGGAAUGUACAUGACUCUGGAUCAAAUAGUUUGUGACCCUGAUUUCCCAGAAUGCAGCAGGCUUGUCAACACUUCAGGAACCUCAGAACUGCAUAACAUCACAGAUAUCAAAGGAAGUGAUGAUCUACAGGCCUACAGAUACAAUGAAGAGAAAUUAUUGUCAUGGUUACAAUCGAAAAUUGAGCAUCUGGCAGAGAAACUAUCAGAGAGGGAGAUAUGUGUCUCAGGGGCACAAAGUUCUACAUAUGUCAGAACAAAGCGGGCAAUGACAGCAACACACGAUGAUUACAUUAGAUAUGCCUAUGGAAUGGUCUGUGACUACAUUCCUACAGAUGUUAGUGCAAGGCUCAAAGAACAUAUGAAAAUUCCAGAGGUUGUUGAAAAAAAGGAAAAUGAACCUCCAUCAAAGAAAGCUAAGAUGGAUGACAUCACCCCUACAGAAGACUACAGCCAAGGCAAGUCGGAGGUCAAGUCAGCUAAGGCCAGUAAACUGACAGUUGGUCAGAAGAAACUGAGUAAAGUGGACAAGUCUGGAAUGAAAUCAUUGGCCAGCUUUUUCUCACCAAAAGCAAAGACAUGAUGCUAUUGAUAGAAAAAUCACACCUUUCGUUUUGUCCUGGAAUUUUAAAAGAUUAAGUGUGGGAAGAAAAGCAAUGGCAUUUUUUGUGUUAUUGACAUAUGCAAUAUGCAUUAAAGAAAUGGUUAUUGCAGAUUAAAACAAUUUUCACUGAAGUUUUUAGGAUUGUGGGAAAAUGUUCUCCUCAUACAUAUAUAUGUAUACAAAAUCGGAAGACUUGGUAUGUACUUCAGAAUGUAUGUUAGUUAAUUCAUAUUUGUUAAUGUG
This is a messenger RNA of Saccostrea echinata, 1248 nucleotides long. Its product is annotated as ribonuclease H2 subunit B-like. The transcript has 11 exons. Lineage: Eukaryota; Metazoa; Mollusca; Bivalvia; Ostreida; Ostreidae. Bases 34 to 984 code for a protein of 316 amino acids. Gene Ontology annotation, cellular component: ribonuclease H2 complex; nucleoplasm. The record is from RefSeq and is a predicted model, not a curated record. Gene Ontology annotation, biological process: ribonucleotide metabolic process; RNA catabolic process.